Molecule: messenger RNA, 804 nt
Organism: Trichoderma atroviride IMI 206040
Lineage: Eukaryota; Fungi; Ascomycota; Sordariomycetes; Hypocreales; Hypocreaceae
Biological process (GO): peptidyl-proline hydroxylation to 4-hydroxy-L-proline
Cellular component (GO): endoplasmic reticulum
Molecular function (GO): iron ion binding; procollagen-proline 4-dioxygenase activity; L-ascorbic acid binding
Source: RefSeq, a predicted model, not a curated record
AUGUCAUCAAGUGGCUUCCUCCGCGUAGACUACAAGUCUAAUCCUGUGGACAUUCCCGACACAUUUCUCACCGGCCCGGCAUCUGAGCCCGUCACAAUAACACCCGUCCCGUUCAAAGAAUCUGGGCUGCCCGAGUACACUAAAUGCAAGGCGUGGACCCUCGACAACGUCCUCUCUCGAGAGGAGUGCAGGGAGCUAAUUGCUUACGCCGAGGCUUCUGCCGUCCUGGAGAAGCCAGGCGAGUCUCCCUGGAAACCCGCUCUUGUUAGUGUAGCCCCAGGAUUGGAAGCGUCAGCCCCAGGAUAUCGCCACAGCGAUCGAAUCGUAUGGGACACGCAGCUUCUCGUUGACCGUCUAUGGGACCGCUGUGCUCAAGCCGAAGGGCUGCAGGAGCUCGUUGCCACGGCUCCAUGUCCAAGACCAAACACUAGCCAGGGCACAUGGAAGUUUGCCGGCUUAAACGAGCGCAUGAGGUUCCUCAAGUAUGGGCCUGGCAUGUUCUUCAGGAGGCACUGUGAUGCCGCGUACCGAUCCGAAAAAGAUAGCGAUGUUAUUACGGAGACGUACUAUACGCUGCAUCUCUACCUCAGCGAUGAAGGUCUCGUCGGCGGAGCGACCGCUUUUUCAUCGCCCAAUGGAAAGAGGCGCAUGGAUGUCAAUCCCAAGGCAGGCAGCGUCCUCAUCUUCCAGCAUCCCAUGCUCUACCAUGAAGGAGCAGAUGUCAUGGAAGGUCUCAAGUAUACGAUGAGGACGGAAAUCAUGUAUCGGUGGGAGGAUGCGCCAAAGGCUGAAGCGCAAAAUUAG